This is a messenger RNA of Drosophila innubila, 2268 nucleotides long. RefSeq names its product cell surface glycoprotein 1-like. The transcript has 2 exons. Bases 1 to 2268 code for a protein of 755 amino acids. NCBI's taxonomy places the organism in Eukaryota, Metazoa, Arthropoda, Insecta, Diptera, Drosophilidae. The record is from RefSeq and is a predicted model, not a curated record.
AUGAAAACCAACGUAAAACAUGAGAUUGAACGCAACUUUUCGAUUUUACAACGGGCGUUUGGAACGCUGAAAGUAACCACGGCCUUACCGGUGAAAGGUCUGAUGGAAGGACGAGCUCAAUACAAAUAUACAAAUUGGUUUUACAAGUUUUACAAUGUCAACUACAAUUCGCAACAAGCUGAGCUGAAGCAACUUGAUUCCAAGCAACAGGACUCGCUGCGAAUUGAGCAGGGGCAACAGGAGAAGAAGCGACUUGAGCAAAAGCGACUUGAGCAGAAGCGACUUGAGCAGAAGCGACUUGAACAGGAGCGUCUUGAGCGGGAGCGAUUAGAGCAGGAGCGAAUUGACCAAAUGAGACUUGAGCAGAAGAGACUUUCGGACAAGAGGCUUGAACAGAAAAGACUUCAGCAGGAGCGACUAGAGCAGAAGAGACUUCAGCAGAAAAUGCUUCAGCAGAAGAGACUUGAGCAGAAGAGACGAGUUGAGGAGAUGAAACUUGAGCAGCUGCGACUUGAGCAAGAAGCUGCUGAGAAGAAGCCAAAAGAUAAUGAGCAACAUGAUAAUAAUCAGGAAGUGACCAUUGGUGACCAUUUGCAGAAUUGGCAGGUAACUAUAGAGCCCCUUCAGACCGCUGACGAAAACGAACCAUUUGAAGCGAACAGCGGCGAACCAGUUCCUUUUGACGAGAGACCAAUUCAUGCAAUCAAGAAAGCAAUUCCUUCUGAUGAGAAACCCAUGCCUACCGAUAAGAAACUCACUUCUUCGGAUGAAAAACCAGUUCCUUUUGACGAGAGAUCCAUUCAUUCCAACAAGGAACCAAUUCCUUCAAUCAAGGAACCAAUUCCUUCAAUCAAGGAACCAAUUACUGCAAACCAGGAACAAAUUAUUCCUUCAACUAAGGAACCCAUUCCUACAAACAAAGAACCUAUUCCUGCAGUCAAAAAACCAACUCUUUUAGACGAACCAAUUUCUUCAAACAAGAAAUCAACUCCUUUAGACCAGAAACCAGUUCCUUUAGACCAGAAACCAAUUCCUUCAAACAUGGAACCAAUUCCUUCAAACAAGGAGAAAAUUAGUUCAAACAAGGAACCAAUUUCUUCAAAUAAGGAAUCAAUUUCGUUAAACAAGGAACCAGUUCCUGCAGUCGAGAAAACAACCCCUUUAGACGAACCAAUUCCUUCAGGCAUGGAACAAGUCACUUCAAGCAAGGAACAAAUUACUUCAAACAAGAAACAACCUACUUCAAACAAGGAAGAAAUUACGUUAAACGAGGAACCAAUUCGCUCAACCAAGGAACCAAUUCCUUUAACCAAGGAACCAAUUCCGUCAAAUAAGGAACCAAUUUCCUUAAACAAGGAAUUAAUUCCUGCAGUCGAGAAAACAACUUUAGACGAACCAAUUCCAAUUUCUUCAGACAAGGAACCAAUUCCUUCUGGCAAGGAACCAAUUCCUUUAGACGAGAAACCAACUGAUAUUUUUUCCGAAGAAGCUGUUGUCUCUUCCGAAGGAUCUACUUUACCAGCUCUUUCGGAGGAUACACCAUCAUUAUCUAAGAAGACACCAGUUCAUCCAGAAGAAACACCACCUUCAUGUAAGCAAACACCCACUCUUUCUGAGAAAAUAGCAUCUUCAACUGACAUUACCACAGUUCUUCAAGACGAAAUAUCAUCUCCGACUGAGCAGACACCUGAUUUUCCAGACAAAACACCAUCUCCAUCUAAUCAGACGCCCGAUAUUGCAGACGAAGUACCAGCUACAACCGAUAACACAGCAGCCAUUUCAGUCGAAGUACCAUCUUCAUCUGACACUACGCCAAUCCCUUCAGACGAAAUACCAUCUAAAUCUGAGCAGACAGCAGAUAUUUCAGACGAUAUUCCUCCCCCAUCUGAACACACACUAGACCGUCUAGACGAUAUACCAUCACCAUCUAAUCAGACGCCCGAUAUUCCAGACGAAGUAUUACCUUCAAUCGACAACACAACAGUUCUUCCGGACGAAAUACCAUCUCCAUCUGACACUACGCCAGGCCCUUCGGACGAUAUACCAUCUAAAUCUGAGCAGACACCAGAUCUUUCAGACGAUAUACCUCUCUCAUCUGAACAGACACUAGACCGUCCAGACGAUAUACCAUCACCAUCUAAUCAGACGCCCGAUAUUCCAGGCGAAGUACCACCUACAACCGAUAACACAACAGGCGUUCCAGAGGAAAUAUCAUCUCCAUCUGACACUACGACAAUCUUUUACAGACGAAAUUCCAUUUCUCUCUGA